Molecule: messenger RNA, 3484 nt
Organism: Cervus elaphus (red deer)
Lineage: Eukaryota; Metazoa; Chordata; Mammalia; Artiodactyla; Cervidae
Gene: NELFB
Product: negative elongation factor complex member B
Exons: 18
Coding region: 1-2865 (954 amino acids)
Biological process (GO): negative regulation of transcription elongation by RNA polymerase II
Cellular component (GO): nucleus; NELF complex
Source: RefSeq, a predicted model, not a curated record
AUGAAACCCCGCCCCCCGGGGGCCUUGCUGAGCCUCCCUCUGGAACUCACUGCCCCCUGGCCUGGCCUUCUGCCUCUGAGCCCCUCUGAUCCACCCUCCCGACCAGCCAACCCCUCUGAGCUGCAGACGAGGCGGGCCCACCCCCUCACUAUAUACCGAGGUGCUGCUGGUUCGUCCGAGUUCUGUGGUGGCUGGGGUGGCGGCCUGAGCCUGCCUGGCCUGGUGCAGGGUGGGGUGGGGCCCUGUGGGCUGUGCGAACGCCCCCACCUAGCUGUGCCAGCCAGUGGAGGGGUCCAGCUGCCGGACUCCCCAAGGCUGCCCAAAGACCCUGUGAGCUCAGCCAGAGUCGUGCAGGCCAGGCUGCGGCCAACAGACGCCCUGGGCUUCACCCUUGCGGUGACUCCUGUCACUGCACCAGUUCCUCCAGGGGCCUUCCCCGUGUCCCCCAAGCCCUCGGCCAGACCCCCUCCUCUGUUUCUUCUGUCCAAGCUCAACCCUUUCAACAGGUACCACGAGAGCUACUCCCACGGUGCUGGCAUCAUCCCUUUCCGCAGGGAGGCCAAGGGCAAGGGAGGGGAGGAAAGCAAGUUCCAGGAUGAGAGGGUCCUGCAGCUGGUGGGCGCUGAGCCCUGCUCUCGUUUUCGCUUCCCAGGGGCCCGCCCGCGAACCGCGUUCUACCCGGCGAGGGGAAGCUGGCCCCGGGAGGCUGGGCGGGGCCGCGCAGGAGGGCAGGGCGGGGCCUGGCUGGGCGGGGCCGGACCGGUGGGCGGGGCUUCGGCAGCGAUCCCUGCGUCAUCCGGGCACCGCCUUCGCGCUCUGUCUCUGCUGGGCGCGGGACGCGGCGCUCCUCCCGGGAACCCCUGCGCGACCGCGGCGGCGUUUCCGGGGAGCCCGUUGGCGGGCGGACCUGGCUGCGCGGAGCGGAAGUGGGCGGCUGCGGGGAGAGCGGAGCGGCGCUGCGGGAGGGACCUGGCCGAGCUGGAGGGCGCCGGGGAGCGGAGCGCGGGCGGCCCCCGAGGCCCGGGCGAGAGGACCGCUGCAGGGCCCGUGGCGAGCGCGGCAGCGCCGGGGGAGCGCGGCGGGGAUGGGGCGCCGGGCCGGGUGGGGACCGGGGCCUCGGCCCUGUUUGCGGGGCUGCAGGAUCUGGGUGUGGCCAACGGCGAGGACCUGAAGGAGACGCUAACCAACUGCACGGAGCCUCUCAAGGCCAUCGAGCAGUUCCAGACAGAAAACGGCGUGCUGCUGCCCUCCCUGCAGUCCGCCUUGCCUUUCUUGGACCUGCAUGGGACGCCGCGGCUGGAGUUCCACCAGUCGGUUUUUGAUGAGCUUCGGGACAAGCUGCUGGAGCGUGUGUCCGCCAUCGCUUCAGAGGGGAAGGCCGAAGAAAGGUAUAAGAAACUGGAGGACCUCCUGGAGAAGAGCUUUUCUCUGGUGAAGAUGCCGUCUCUGCAGCCAGUGGUGAUGUGCGUGAUGAAACACUUGCCCAAGGUUCCUGAGAAGAAGCUGAAGCUGGUGAUGGCUGACAAGGAGCUGUACCGGGCCUGUGCGGUGGAGGUGAAGCGGCAGAUCUGGCAGGACAACCAGGCGCUCUUCGGUGACGAGGUCUCCCCGCUGCUGAAGCAGUACAUCGUGGAGAAGGAGAGCGCGCUCUUCAGCACGGAGCUCUCUGUCCUGCACAACUUCUUCAGCCCUUCCCCCAAAACCAGGCGCCAGGGCGAGGUGGUGCAGAGGCUGACGCGGAUGGUGGGCCGCAACGUGAAGCUCUACGACAUGGUCCUGCAGUUCCUGCGCACGCUCUUCCUACGCACCCGCAACGUGCACUACUGCACGCUCCGCGCCGAGCUGCUCAUGUCCCUGCACGACCUGGACGUGGGCGACAUCUGCUCCGUGGACCCCUGCCACAAGUUCACCUGGUGCCUGGAUGCUUGCAUCCGAGAGCGGUUCGUGGACAGCAAGAGGGCCCGCGAGCUACAGGGCUUCCUUGACGGAGUAAAGAAGGGGCAGGAGCAAGUCCUGGGGGACCUGUCCAUGAUCCUGUGUGACCCCUUCGCCAUCAACACCCUGUCUCUGAGCACUGUCAGGCACCUGCAGGAGCUGGUGGGCCAGGAGGUGCUACCCAGGGACAGCCCAGACCUCCUCUUGCUGCUCCGGCUGCUGGCGCUGGGCCAGGGCGCGUGGGACAUGAUCGACAGCCAGGUCUUCAAGGAGCCCAAGAUGGAGGUGGAGCUGGUCACCAGGUUCCUGCCCAUGCUCAUGUCCUUCGUGGUGGACGACCACACCUUCAACGUGGAUCAGAAGCUCCCGGCCGAGGAAAAGGCCCCGGUCACGUACCCAAACACGCUGCCGGAGAGCUUCACCAAGUUUCUGCAGGAGCAGCGCAUGGCCUGCGAGGUGGGGCUGUACUACGUGUUGCACAUCACCAAGCAGAGGAACAAGAACGCGCUGCUGCGCCUGCUGCCGGGGCUCGUGGAGACCUUCGGCGACCUGGCGUUCGGGGACAUUUUCCUGCACCUGCUCACGGGCAGCCUGGCCCUGCUGGCCGACGAGUUCGCCCUGGAGGACUUCUGCAGCAGCCUCUUUGACGGCUUCCUCCUCACCGCCUCCCCAAGGAAGGAGAGCGUGCAGCGGCACGUCCUGCGGCUCCUGCUGCACCUGCACCACCGGGUGGCCCCGUCCAAGCUGGAGGCGCUGCAGAAGGCGCUGGAGCCCACCGGCCAGAGUGGAGAGGCGGUGAAGGAGCUGUACUCCCAACUUGGAGAGAAGCUCGAGCAGCUGGACCACCGGAAGCCCAGCCCAGCCCAGGCCCCGGAGACGCCAGCCCUGGAGCUGCCCCUGCCGGCUGUGCCCGCCCCGGCUGUGCUCUGAGGCUCUGCUUGGGGCUGCUCAGGGCGGGCAGGGCCCCUGCUGGGGGUGUGGCCCCGGUCGGCCUGGAGACGAGGCUCCUUCCUGCCCCACAGACCCUCUCCUGGAGGUGGUUUCGCCGUUCCUGGGGCCUCCUGUGGGCAGGGCCCCCCUGCCCUGCACCUCAGCCGUGCCCUGAACUGGGUCCUGGGAGGCGUUCACCUCCUGUGUGAGGGGCCCACGCCCCUGCUGCUCCCAGGUCCCUGGCCAGCUCCUUGGAGCCCCGGCCCUGCUCCAGGCCUUGCCGCCCCCUCCCACUCCCACACCGUGGAAAGCUGCCUGCUUGUUCCUCCUCGAAUCAGGGGUUUCCACUGCUGUCGGGCAGACAGACGAGCAGUAGCUGGGACUGGGAAAAAGCCACCUGUUUUCCCAGGGGUGGGGCGGGGCCUGAGACCCACGGGGAAGAGGGCAGGCCAGGAUGGUUGUCACAGAUUGGCAGAAUCACGCAAUUUGCUGGCAGGGGUGUCUGCAGACGGAGGAAAACCCGCUGCCUCGGUUUACCCUUGGAGCGCACGGCCGGGCGAGGGUCAGCUGUUGCUCAUAGUUGCGACUUUUGUAAAUAAAAGGUGUUUUGGUAAACCCA